This is a messenger RNA of Verticillium alfalfae VaMs.102, 1245 nucleotides long. Its product is annotated as inner membrane magnesium transporter MRS2. The transcript is spliced from 2 exons. Gene Ontology annotation, molecular function: magnesium ion transmembrane transporter activity. Gene Ontology annotation, cellular component: mitochondrial inner membrane. Gene Ontology annotation, biological process: mitochondrial magnesium ion transmembrane transport. The record is from RefSeq and is a predicted model, not a curated record. Lineage: Eukaryota; Fungi; Ascomycota; Sordariomycetes; Glomerellales; Plectosphaerellaceae. The coding region runs from base 1 to 1245 and encodes 414 amino acids.
AUGAGCUCAGCACUUCGAGGACCGGUGCCUUCCUUUCACCUGCUGCGCUUCUUGCGAUCCCAGGCCGAACACGCCUCGACAGGCUCCCGAUGCACCAUCACAUCAUGCUCCAGACAGAGCUCGCCAACACCACGACGACCGCCAAGAUGCCUCGCCAGGCUGGAGACCCGACGCCCGAUUUCCACAGCAUGUGGCCUUCUCGCCAGCCGGCCCCUGCGGUUACGAAUACAAGCAUCAGUACAGACACAGUCUACACAGAUCAAUGCCACGGCAGGCCUGCCAGCAGCGACAUGCUUCAGCACAACAAGCACGCGCCGGGAGAAGCAGGUCGACGACGCUGGCAAGACCGAGAGGGCACCCUUGUGGAAGGAGAAGCUCUGGGGCGUCGGUGCCAGGCGUGGUGCCAAGCCGCUCCAGCCCACCGACCUACCGACCCACGACGAAGUUGGCGACGGCAGCUCCAUGUUCAACUACCGCCGUAUCCUCACGGCCAAGGCCGCCUCGGAACCCCGUCUGCGGUGUACCGAGGUGGACGAGGACGGCGAGGUCAUCCUCCUCGACGGCGAGUUCAAAAAGACGGAGCUCAUUGCCAAGUACGGCUUGCUGCCUCGCGAUCUGCGCAAGAUUGACUCCUCCAACCUUCCCCACAUCCUCGUCCGCCCGUCGGCCAUCCUCCUGAAACCUGCUCCACCUCAAGGUCCUUCAUCAAGAAGGACGCGCCUCCUCUUUGACAUUUACGGCUGCAAGACGUCGUACCCGCAGUCGGCCUUCAUGUACGACCUCCAGGGCAAGCUCAAACAAAAGAUCCCCCAGGGCGGCGGCGGCGUCGGUGCCGCCGCCGGCCUACCCUACGAGUUCCGCGCCCUCGAGGCCGUCCUGACCUCGGUCACGUCCGAGCUCGAGGCCGACUUUGAGGCUGUGCGCGACCCCGUCAUCCGCAUCCUCAGCGAGCUCGAGGACGACAUUGACCGCCACAAGCUGCGCGUGCUGCUGAUCCUGUCCAAGCGCGUCAGCACCUUUGAGCAAAAGGCCAAGCUCGUGCGCGACGCCAUCGAGGAGCUGCUCGAGGCCGACGACGACCUCGCCGCCAUGUACCUCACCGAAAAGGCCCACGACCUGUACCGCGGCGAGGACGACCACACCGAGGUCGAGCUGCUGCUCGAGUCGUACAACAAGCUGUGCGACGAGAUUGUGCAGGAGGCGCAGAAUCUUGUGUCGAGCAUUCGCAACACCGAGGAGAUGUAG